Eurytemora carolleeae is the source of this 847-nucleotide messenger RNA. RefSeq lists its product as uncharacterized. The coding region runs from base 15 to 752 and encodes 245 amino acids. The transcript has 6 exons. Lineage: Eukaryota; Metazoa; Arthropoda; Copepoda; Calanoida; Temoridae. The record is from RefSeq and is a predicted model, not a curated record.
UAGAACUGUGUAGAAUGAAUAACUCUGGAGAAAUCCCUCACCAUACAGUAUUAAGUGAUGCUAUAUCUCGGUAUAUCCGGCUUUUGAACAUUUCUUUACUGAACAUCAAGGGUACAAAGAUGACUGAGCACAAGUUCCCCAUGAAUAAUAACCUGGAGACCUGGAGAGAUCAGAUGCCGGGUCCAACUAACCCGGAGCAGGACGUUUUCUCUAAUAAAACCCCGGAGCUGGACGUUUUCUCUAAUAAAACCCCGGAACAGGCGAUCUUCUCAACUAUAAACCCGGAGCAGGGCGUUAUCUCCAGCUCUGGGUGUCAAACUAAAACAAAAAUAUCAAACCACAAACUUUAUCAGCCAGGAAACUUUUGGGGGUUGAAAGGAGGAGAACUAGGGGGUUUUGCAGGAGAAUUGAUGAAAGACUCUCUAUAUACAGCUCUUCUUAUCUAUCCUUCUCCUUUUCACUGGCAUGCAAGGGCAAUAUUAACAGUUUAUCUUACUGCAAGGGGAGUUGCUUUGAACCUAGAGGAACCUAUUGAAAAGUUACUGAAUCAGUGCAGGGUCAUAGAGUAUACACAGAAAAACGACACCAGCUUGAUAUUGGAUGAGGAAGGAGAGAUGGAGAAUAAAGAAUUAGUUAAAAACAUAAACAAGAAUGAAGAGAAAAAAGAAGAGAAUAAAGAAAAGAAUUUAUCCUUGUUUUCUCUUAAUAAUAGAAAGUUUGUUUAUGACUUUGAAAAGAAAUUCUGCAUUUAACAUAAAUCUAAAAUUUAGUUUUUAUUCAUUAUAUAUUUAUAUGUAUUCAUAAAAUAGUGAUUUAAUUAUUGUAUAAUAAAAACCUCGAUAAAAAC